Bacidia gigantensis is the source of this 879-nucleotide messenger RNA. RefSeq lists its product as uncharacterized. NCBI's taxonomy places the organism in Eukaryota, Fungi, Ascomycota, Lecanoromycetes, Lecanorales, Ramalinaceae. The transcript has a single exon. Bases 1 to 879 code for a protein of 292 amino acids. The record is from RefSeq and is a predicted model, not a curated record.
AUGGACAGAAGACCAGUCUAUAGCAUCUUUCCAGCGCCUCCUACUUCGCAUGCAACCCAGCAGAGGAACCGCCCAUCCACCGACAGCCGAGCGCGCCCUUCCCUAGAGCAGCCUCCCUACCCUCCACCUUCUACACCACUUCCUCCGAUACCAAAGCAGCAUCCUGCAUCUGACCAGGCUUCAGCCUCGCCUCAUCAGCCGCUACCACCAACGCCAGACUCCUUGAGGUCGACUCGCCCUCCGUCACGGCGGAAAGCUUCCCCCAGUCGCGAGUUUGCAGAUUUCCAGAGGGAGCUCGCGCAGCCCUCGCGCAGUCAGGCCUCCUCAGUACGUGGCAGACCAAGCUCGCCCCGUCAACGAUCCAAUUCACGACAAAGCAACUUUGCCCCAUCCACAGGUAGUCGGCCUAAGCCUCUUUUGGGGCCCCCAGAAGAUCCAAUGCAAACUUCCACCCUCUCUACAUCGUCGACCUCGUCUCUUUCCCUCUCCAAGCCACCGAUUCUGUCCCCUAGCACUACUGUUGCCCCAACUCCUCCGCCCGUAUUACCGAAUCGAACAUCUCGACCUAAUACCGUUUACUUCCACGGCAGCAUCGGCGGCGCGGGCAACUACCGCAAAGUCAUUCGUGAAAGUAAUCGAGCUCCUCGAGCCUACGCUGAGAACGCUGAGCCAGUUCGGCGGUCGAGCCCGACCCGGUUCCUUUCCAGUAUAUUUGGAAGCCAAAAGGGCAGAGGCAACGGUGGGGGGGCGGUCAAUGCUUACGACGAAAGAGCGAGUGGCAGCGAGGACAGCGUCCGAGAGGAGGUAGACCUGGGAGCUGCAGAGGCCUUACGGCGGAAGAUGAUGGGGGCCGGACGACGGAAAAGAGGGGGUUCGUGA